Cynoglossus semilaevis (tongue sole) is the source of this 760-nucleotide messenger RNA. Its product is annotated as charged multivesicular body protein 5-like. Gene Ontology annotation, biological process: vesicle budding from membrane; late endosome to vacuole transport via multivesicular body sorting pathway. The transcript is spliced from 8 exons. The coding region runs from base 1 to 657 and encodes 218 amino acids. The record is from RefSeq and is a predicted model, not a curated record. Gene Ontology annotation, cellular component: multivesicular body. NCBI's taxonomy places the organism in Eukaryota, Metazoa, Chordata, Actinopteri, Pleuronectiformes, Cynoglossidae.
AUGAACCGUAUUUUCGGUAAAGGAAAGCCUAAAGCGCCACCACCGAACCUCACAGACUGCAUAGGAGGCGUGGAUACCAGGGCGGAGUCAGUAGACAAGAAGAUCGCCAGACUGGACGCUGAGCUGGUGAAGUACAAAGAUCAGAUGAAGAAGAUGAGAGAUGGGCCGUCGAAGAACAUGGUUAAGCAGAAGGCACUGAGGGUCCUGAAGCAGAAAAGAAUGUAUGAGGGUCAGAGGGACAACCUGAUGCAGCAGUCGUUCAAUAUGGAACAAGCAAACUACACCAUUCAGACCCUUAAAGACACUAAAACCACAGUCGAUGCCAUGAAAACUGGCCUCAAGGACAUGAAGCAAGCGUACAAGAAGGUGGACAUUAAUAAGAUCGAGGAUAUUCAAGAUCAACUGGAAGACAUGAUGGAGGACGCCAAUGAAAUUCAGGAGGCAAUGGGCAGGAGCUACGGGACACCAGAGAUUGAUGAGGAUGAUUUGGCAGCAGAGCUGGACGCUUUGGGAGACGAGCUGCUGGAUGAAGACAGCUCCUACCUGGAUGAAGCUGCAGUUCCUUCCAUCCCUGAAGGCAUUCCUAUUGACAAGUCAACCAACAGGGACGGUGUUCUGGUGGAUGAGUUUGGCCUCCCUCAGAUUCCAGCUACAUAAACAUACGGCUUUGUUAGCAAUCCUGCUGUUUUUACUUGUAUUAUAAUCUUUAUUUGUUGUAUUUAUCCAAAUGAAACCCCGGGCCUUAGUGGGCGGCAUCGAA